AUGGAGAUGCAAGAGAUCGCCAUCGAGGGAGAAAGUAAAGGAGAGGGAGAAAUUAAAGGAAAGGAUGAAGGAGCUGCUGAGUUGGUGGUGGAGGCCAAACCUGAAGGUACAGCAAAUAAAACAUAUAGAUUGUGGCACUGAAAUGAGGGCUUUGGUAUCUUGAGUAAAGUACAAUUGUUUCUGUGAUGAAAACACUUAAAUGAAAAACACUUUAAAAAGCAGAAAAACAAAUAUCUAAUUUCAUACUGUUUAUAGAUAUUUAUCCAGAUGUUUGUGUCCUUAUUAACCAUGUCCUUUAUUUUUGUCUAGCUCUAGAGGAAGCAAAACCACACCACUAUGACAAACUACAGAGCCCAUCUGAGAAUGUCUACGCAGAAGCUUUUUAUAGUGGUGCACCGGGUAAAAUCAAACAAGGUAAAAGUCUAUUAAUUUUGGGAAACUUAGAUGACACAGUAUUGCAAACUGCGACCCUUUCAUCCUAAUCUGACUCCUUAUAUUUAAACAGACUAUAUAUCAAUGUGAAAAUAAAAUUGGAUUUAAAGGCAAAAGUGCUUUACUUGAGUUGCUGAUCAUAAAAAAUAGUAUUGUGGUUUAAGUCUUUCACAGAAAACCAGUAAUGAGAAAUUAAAAGAAAGCAGAAGUUGGUUGAAGAAGUUUGAACCGAAUGUUUCAGAUAAUUCUAAGAACAGAAACAGACGAAACAACACUUGAAGUCUGUUGAUGGCAAAAUAUUUUUUCAGAAACUCGAUCUUUAAUGAAAAAUGUGAAUGUAUUUGUAGUGUCAGUCUAAUCAGAAGGCUGAAAAUAUCUGUAAGCACUCACACACACACACACACGUCUGUAUGAUUCAAGACUGUUAUUGCAAUAUAACUAAUGAAAGCUGGACUCCAUUUAUCUGCUUCAGUUACAUCUGAUCAUGUUUCACUGCUAUUAUACUUCAUACUGAGAUUAACUGAUUAAAAUACUGCUGUGAAAAAAAGAAGAAGCACGAGGACAGCUUAAAUUUAAAAAAGAUUUUAUGUGAAAUGUAAAUUAUAUAAUGUAAAUGUUACAUUGUCUUGAUGGAAAAACGGAUCAAUACCCGCAGUGCUUCACUACAACACACUGAGUCAACACAGACACUGAAGCCUCAUUUACUGCCCUGAUAAUUACAUUAUUAGUCAUCUAAAACUACAUUGACAAAUUCACAAUUGUUUCAGUUUUUGUUUAAUCUAUUUCGUUCUAUUUUGUUAAAUGGAGAAAAAAGGGAAAAUAAAUUCCGUAGCAUAAAAAUAAGACAGUUUGUGAAAUCAUCCUAAUCCCCAGAGGAAAAUACAUUCUAAUUGUUAAAACUUCACUUGAAAUGAAAAACUCUAAAGUUUCUCCUCACAAUAAUUCAAAUGUUGUUGCUAUGCCAGAAACUGCAAUUAAUUUAUCAACAACAAUAUGAUCUAUUCAUUCUGAGGAAAACUAUGUACUGCUGUAAUGUGUUGCACAUUGUCUAUUUAGACCCUCCCUUGCUGCAUUUGUUUAAACCUGUAUCAGUAAUGACUGAACAUGCUGUCUAUGAUCUAUGUUUGGCACAAACACUCAACCUUGAGAAAGAAAAUCCUAUCUAUUGUUUAAAAAUGGAGCGCCUGUGUGUCUCUCACUCGACCUCCUUCUUUUACAGAUAAAAAGUAAAAGAUUAAAAACAGGAAACGUUUUGGAGAAUUGAAGGACAAGCAGUAUAUUGUGUUUCACGAAUAUUUAGGAAUCAGUGAAUUCAUGUUGCAAUGGUGACAGGGCUCUGUGCAGACAAAUGGACAAGUCAGCUAAAUGAGUCCCAGGACUCUUUUCACCAUGUACAUCAAAUUUUGUCGUAGUUAUGGGGAGGAUAAAAAAUAUGAAGCCAGUGCAAACUCAUCGUCAGGUUCUGAGAUAUCUGUUGAGCUGGAGGGAGACAAAGGUAAGCCAGAUGGUUAUUUCUCGGGCUUAGCUUGAUGUGUGAUUUGUGUACAAAACAGUCUCACCAACAGAUUAUUUCUUUUAGACUCACAGACUGACAGGAAGGGAAAGACACGCCUGUACCGCCUUGCAUGUGUGAUCCUCUCACUAAUCUGCCUGGUGCUGCUGCUGGUCGUCAUCAUCCUCGGUGUGAAACGUGAGUGUCUGCAGCCAUAGGUGUCAGACCAGACAAAAACAAACCACUACUGGCAGGAUGAUCAAAGUCAUGAUGUCGAACUAAAGAAUAUAGCAAAUACAGAUCAGUAUGCCAAUGAUUUUAUCCUCAUUUUGCUCAUAAAACAGACUAUACAAGUACACAAAGCCUGUUGUUUUGCGCUGCUGCAGCCUGCAGGCGUCAUGUUUUCUCCAAAAUAACUCCUCCCACUUGCCUCUGCUUUCUAGUCCGAACAGGAACUACAGCCUGCCCAGAGAUAAAGGAAUCUACAGCUCCAAGCCAGCAGACUCACACCUGCAACUUUGAUCGGUGCCAGGCUCUGUUCCCCAAUGUCCAGCUGCAAUGUGAGUGAGAUCAGGAAGGGAAAUUAUAUGUAAUUGGUCAACAAAUGGUUCUGUCUCAAUCAACAUCUUUUUGGUGUCAGUUCUGCUUUCACAGUUGCCUAAAUUAUUGCCUGGACAAGUCUUGGAGGAAGUUAAAUCACAUGCUUGAAAGAGGGUUUUUUUCCACUUAAAUCUAGAGUUGACUAAUUUGCUUGUUCAACACAAACACAAAUUCCCACAUGCUUAAAUUCACUUUUCAAUAAUGCAUAUGGAGAAGGAAAAAACCCUGAGAAAAGAGUAAAUGAUUUUGCCCUUGCUUAUCACAUUUUUUAUUUAACCCAACAAAUGAGGCCAAAUUUGCACAAAAACUUUCUGGUGUCUUCUCUGAGAACUUUCUCUGUUUCUGUCCUCUCCCUCCUUCCAGACCUGGGCUGCCGGCAGUGCGCUGAUGACUGGCAGACAUUUGGUCGAUCUUGUUUUUACCUGUCCACCUUCAGGCUGAACUGGGAUGAAAGCCAGAGAAACUGCAGCUCCAGAGGAGGAUCUCUGGCUGUUAUUUCCAGCCCAGAGAUUCAGGUAGAUCUGAAAUCACGUUUUAGUUAAUCUAAAGUAAAACCAGGCCCAGAAUGAUUUUGGAAAGGUCAAUAAUGAUCUCUCUCUCUGUCUUUUAGACUUUUCUGACCAGCCAGGGGAAAAUGAAAUACUGGAUCGGGCUGAGAAAUAGAGGGCACACAUGGAGCUGGGUCAACAAAACCACACUUGGAGAGAGGUGAGUCUCGAAAAUAACUUUAGUUUAAUAACAAAAAUCAGUGGUGGGAAAAAUAAACAACUUUACUUCAAACACAGAUUUAAGAUUUGAACAGCUGCUCUUUACCAUGCCCAUCGGUGCAGCGGGGCAACCAAGUAUUGCACCAUAUUCCUCCUCUUGAGGAAACAGACAUUAAAGUCAUGACAUUUCAUUACCUUUGAUCAAUUCACUCAGUGCAACACAUAUGGUAUGGGACUAGGGCCGUCAGGAGAUCAGAUUUCCACUUCAGGGUUAUCGUGGCCAUGAAAUAACACAAUAACAAUACUGCUGUGUUUUAUGGAAACUUGAAAAGAAAACAGAAAGUGGACCAACACGCUACUUCAUAAACUUGACUAAUAAACACUCUUCAGUCUCCAACAUAUGUGUCGUGGAACAUCAAGACUCUGAAGGUGUCGUCUACUUGUCCACAGGUUUAUUGAUACUUACACUCUUAACUAUUAACUAUUAUUUUGUCAUUUCAAUAACAUUUUUUGACCUUUGAUGAUUUUUUGGGGAUUGUAGUUUAACCUUCAAAGACUGUGAGUUCAAUAAUUUAUCCAUGGUUAGCCCUAUGUAUCUGUUGUUAGCUUAUUAACAUCACAACACAACAAGAAACAUCUCAGAUAAAUGUUUUUUUUUUUUUUUUUUUCCAAAAAAUAAUCUCUAGAUAAGACUAAGAUUAUAAAAACAACACAUACUCACAAUGCUAUCCAAAGCAUGAACCAUUUAUGAAGAUGUUACUCUCCAAACUGUCACUAGACAUCACAACGCGGUCUUAUUCUCUUUUCACUUCCUGAUUACAAGUCAUAACUCUGUGUUAUAGUGUGUUUGACCCUAAAUUUAUUUUACGCCAGAAUAUCCCUUUAAAGCCAUCUCAAUCUCAAGUGAGCUGGUGCGCAUGUAAAGCAUGAGGGUCACCCACUUGCUUUGUGGAGGUCAAAGCUAGCAACUUCUUUGUAAGACACACAUGACAGGAGGAAGUGCGUCUCCUUUACAACCAACAUGGCAGGUAGACAAAGCUGCCAAAUAAAUGUUAAUUGUGGGAAAAAAAAAAUAAAAAAUGGAUCUGGGCACCACUUCUGUAACACCCACAAUUUAUAAGCAUAAAGACCUUGAGUGGAUGAUGCUUUAGCACUGGAUUGUUGCAAUUUCACACUUGGGUGCAAAACCUUUGCUGUAAAAUUUGACCUUCCAACAUGAAGGCAUGAAGCCAACAUGAUUCUGGUCUCCGAUGAGUCACCUCCCCACUUGCUUUGAAGUCCCUGCAAUGAGGAAGCUGCCUUUACUCCCACUGCCAGCAGACUGAUUGUAUGAACAAACAAAUACUUUGCUGGCCAACAAGAGGCCACUUUAGUGUGAACAGACCUCAUGUUGCACCCUCUCCACCUAAACAGGCUGUAUCAUCUUGACCAGGGAAAAAAGCAGAAGACACGACAGACAACUUUUUGGGUAGCAACAAACAAGUGGCAGCGGUUUCUCCACUCAGUCCCAGAGCAGAGGGCUCUGUUUUCUUCCUCCCUGACACUGAAUCCUUCUGGAUGCCCAGCAGCAGUCUUUUGCUCUGAGCCAACUGGCGCAACGCUUGCAUAGUAUCAGGUUGCAUCUUCACUAGCUGAGAGUGGCACAGCCUUUUUAACAGAGUCAGCCACAGUUGUCUUUGCGACAAAAUCAUAGACUUCAUCCUCCUGCAGAGGAAGAGCAUUGCACAGCAGGAGCAAUUAGACAAGGCAUGUAAUCAAUGUCACAUCUGACCUCGUCUAUAAGAGUUACCAGUGGGCUGUAGAGGGCAGCCAGUGAUCUGAGCUCCACCAAAACCCAUGGCUUAAUAAGUCUGCAGCAUGGUGACAGAUCUCGGUGCUCAAGCAUUGCCCCCUUGCGCUCUAUAAAUCUAUAAAUCUUCUCCAUCUGUGGCACUGAAAAUCCAGAGUGCUUAGACAGGACCCUUGCAGGACAGGUCAUAUCGUGGUUGUAGGACAGAGCCGUAUCUGCUACCAGAGAAGUUCCAUAGGUGGAAGGUUGACCAAGCAAGCUUUUUCAGCUCUAUUUCAACCCAGAUCCUGUCUAUAGCAGGGGACUGUGACGUGGUAGCCGGUGGUUUAUUUCUCUGAAUAAUAUAAAAUGAAUGAAUGAAUAUUACAGUUUGCUCUGAGAUAAAUUCUGUGAACCUGACAGGCUGUUGCUAAUUGUUAUCAGUUCAGAAGAAAGGGGGAACCCUUUGAACCAGUUGAUUUUUGAGCUGGUGGAGAAGAGGGCCACUCAGUGGUACAGUGAGAAGAAGGAUGUAUUGUCCUGGAAAACAGGCACAACAGUGGCGCUAUACUAACCCCUCAAAUAAACUACGCAUGGUUGUAAUCAUGGCAAACAUCAAGUCCCAGCUGAUGAUCUCAGAGGGCUUCAGCUCAUACUUGGCUACCCAUCAACAUGAUCCAUGUGAUCAACCAGGUUCAUGUUAUGGGACUGUAGAUUUUUCAGCACCUUUUCUACAAACGUCAGAGUUGGUCGCAAAACAAACAGGCUCCAUAAACACUCUCCUGCCAUGGACGAUCUCCAGACAGAUGUGACGUGCUUUGUGGGGAUUUAUGUCAUGCAAAGAGAGGCUGUAGUCCUGAGGAUAUAAAUACAAGACUUCCUCAUUGUGUUUGCCAUGGUGCUCAUCCCUAGCCCAGAACAUGAUUUCUCGUAGUGUACCUGUUGUGCCAGGUGAAUCGAUUGUAAUCACAGAGUGAUGUUGCAAUUGUGAUUAAACUGUUGAGACUUUUGUGUUAAACUCUUUUCUUCUGUUUGCAGUUAUUGGGCAGAUUCUCCCUCAGAUGGAGACUGUGGGCUCCUCAGCAGUGAAAGACCAGCUGAGAAGAACUGGAUCAGAGCUCCCUGUCGAGCUACUUCAUACUUCAUCUGUCAACUUUGGACCUGAAAGCAUCAGCCCCCUUUUUUUUAUCAACAGCUGAUCAAAAAAGCUCCAUCUCAACAACAUAGGAAAUCACUGUUCUUAUGUCACAGCAAAGCAAGAUCAUACUUUUAUAUUUAGAAGCUUGAGCAGCUGUUCUGGUACCUUUUGUUCAUUAUUUUGUAAAUUUAUGUGACUCACUUUUUACUGAGAAGUUUUAGUCAAUGUAUGCACUGAUUAUGGUACCUUUCUUUUGAUUCAAAACUUACUGUGAGACUUUUUUAUAAAAAUGAGAGGCGGUACAUUUUUAUAAUUUUUUAUACAACUUUAUAUCAGUUUGAUGUCAAAGUCUCAUUUUGCUUUGGCUUGGCAUUUAUUACUACUGCAGGUUUUAAUUUUUUUAUUUUUUAUAUGGUUAUAAAGAUAAAGAUGCUUUUUUAUUGCAUAACACCGCCUGAAUAACUGCACUUUUAACUUUACAAAUAAAUAAAACCAUGGGAGAUCUGACCUUGCUUGUGUUUUUCUAACUAUCAUAAAGGUUAAUAAUUGUCAAACAAGUCUUGCAACUGUUGUAUGCAGUGCUAGCCGCAUACUAUAAACAAAACUUGAUUGCCAGUUGCUUAGGAAAGCCUGUAGACAGCGAACUGAGACUUCGGGAUACACAAGAAUCAAGUCAUGGAGAUGCAAGAUAUCACCACUGAAGGAGGAAGAAAAGGAGGGGAUGCAGGAGUAGGUGAACUGAUGAUUGAGGUCAAACCUGAAGGUAAAACAUCUUUAACUUAACAGAUACACCAGGAAGGUAAAUUUAGCCAAAAGAGGGUACAUUAGGUCAUAAGGGGAAAAGACAUGCCCUCAAAAAACACAUUUAAUAUGAUGCAGUUGUAUUUUUGUUUAAAAUGCAUUCAAUAAUUUGAAGCAAAUUCCAGGUUUUUAUGUCUGUAUUAACUUUGUUCAUCUCUACUUUUGUUUAACUGUAGAAGAAGUAAAACCAUAUCACUAUGCCAGACUUCAAGGCCGAACUGAGAGUGCCAGUGUGGAAGCAUUUUGCAGGGACACUCCAGAAAAAACAGGGGAAGGUAAAGCUUAAUAUAACAGAAUUGUCUGUCUAUUAAUUGUUGAAUACACAGAUGACAAGGUUUGUUGUCGGCGCUGAGGAGGUAUUUUGCUCUUUACAUUGCUGCGAAUUAAAAGGAGUGUCAUUGAGGAAGUCAUGAUAUGAAUGUUCUAAAGAAAACAAAUGGAAGCUUGGUAAAGAAAGCAGAAGUUCAGUAUCUGUACAACAAUUAUUUCUGGAGUGAAAAACACUUCAAAAAUAAAAAUAAAAAUAAAUACCCCCCCCAAGAUAUUUAUUCAUUUGUUUGUGUCCCUAUUAGCUGUGUCCUUAUUUUUUUCUAGCUUUAGAGGAAGCAAAACCACCCCAAUAUGAUAAACUACCGCGUUCAUCUGAGAGUGUUUACACAGAACCUUUUAUAGUGGUCAUAGGAGUCUGUCCGUGACAAACGAAUUAUUCCUUGAAACAACAUCUUCAAUGACAAAUGUGCUUAUGAGACAGAUUAAAAUCCUGCUGUGAAAAAAAGAAACAUGAAUAUAAUAGUUAGUCGACAAAAAAGCAGAUUACUACCUGCUGUGCUUUGUAACAACACACUAACAUUAAAGUCCCUUUCACUCUCUCGAUUUAUCAAACAACAUUCUUUUAUUCUCAGAAGUUACAAAAACUAUAUGUAUAGUAUACAAAAAACAUGUCCUAUUUGCUCUGAAGUCUUAACAAAAACCUACAAACUCUAGACUGAUCUGUUAUGACUUUACCCUCAUUACUGCGCCAGAUACUGUUAUCAAUUUACUCUCAUAAAUUUGAUCAGUUGUGUUUGAAAGAAACUUUUAUCAAGUAGAAUAAAAUCGAGUUGACUGUGCUCAAUGUGUUACACGUUUCCUGCAUUUUAUCACUCCCUUUUCACACGCAAAGUUAAACCCUCUAUCUUUGUUGUCUGUGAUCUGUGUUUGAUAUAGACGCUUCUCUAAAAUGACCCUGAGAAAGAAACCCUAUCUGUUGUUCUGAAUGGCAGCAUCUGCAGGCUUUUAUUGUCUGUGUGUCUCUCACUCGACCUCCUUCUUUUACAGAUAAAAAGAAAAAGAUUGAAAACAGGAAAAGUUUGGGAGAAUCGAAGGACAGAUAGUGUAUUGUGUUCCAUGAAUAUUUAGGGAUCAGUGACGUCGUGUUGCUAUGGUGACAAGACAAGGAAGGGGGUGUCUUAAAAGUCCAGGCAGACGGAGCAAGUCAGCUAAACGAGUCCCAGGACUCUUUUCACCAUGUACAUCAAAUUUUGUCGUAGUUAUGGGGAGGAUAAAAAAUAUGAAGCCAGUGCAAACUCAUCAUCAGGUUCUGAGUUAUCUGUUGAGCUGAAGGGAGACAAAGGUAAGCCAGAUGGUUAUUUCUCGGGCUUAGCUUGAUGUGUGAUUUGUGUACAAAACAGUCUCACCAACAGAUCAUUUCUUUUAGACUCACAGACAAAGGAAAAGACACGUCCGUACCGCCUCGCAUGUGUGAUCCUCUCACUAAUCUGCCUGGUGCUGCUGCUGGUUGUCAUCAUCCUCAGUGUGAAACGUGAGUGUCUGCAGCCAUAGGUGUCAGACCAGACAAAACAAACCACUACUGGCAGGAAGAUUAAAGUGAUCAUGUCGAAUAAAAGAAUAUAGCAAAUACAGAUCAGUAUGCCAAUGAUUUUAUCCUCAUUUUGCUCAUAAAACAGACUAUAUACAAGCAAACAAAGCCUGUUGUUUUUUCACUGCUGCGUCAUGUUUUCUCCAAAAUAACUCCUCCCACUUGUCUCUGCCUUCUAGUCCAAACAGGAAUUACAGCCCCCUGGGAGAAAGAGGAAUCUACACCACAGAGCAAGCAGGGUGCCCAAACCUGCAGCUUUGAACAGUGCCAGACCCUGUUCCCUGAUGUUCCGCUGAAAAGUGAGUGAGAUACCAGGACAGGAAAUUAUAUGUAUCUGGGUCAGAGAAAAACAAAUGACUCUGUCUAGUGUCAGUUCUGCUUUCACAUGUGCCCAAAUCACUGCCUGGACAAGCCUUGGAGGAAGGCAGAGCAUGUGCCUGUUAUGAUAGAGGACUCUCCAAUUAAACCGAGAGGGGGCUGAUCAGUUUGUUUGAGAUUGCUCUGUCAUUAAACACAGGCAGUUUAUUCAUGCUCAAAUACAUCAUCUUAUGUCAGACAAAAUUAAGAGGGAAAGAUUACCAUGAAGUAAAGCAAAUAGUCUAUUUUGCUAUUCAUUAUCAUACGCCAAAUCUGCACAAAAGCCUCCUGGUGUCUUCUCUGAGAACUGUCUUUGUGUCUGUCCCCUCUCCUUCCAGACCUGGGCUGCCGGCAGUGCGCUGAUGGCUGGCUGACUUUUGGUCGAUCUUGUUUUUUCCUGUCCACUUUCAGGCUGAACUGGGAUGAAAGCUACAGAAACUGCUACUCUAGAGGAGGAUCUCUGGCUGUUGUUUCCAGCCCAGAGAUUCAGGUAGCUCUUUUGUGGUAUAGCCUACUGUGCGAGUAAAACUAUGCUCAAAAUAUUUUCUAUAUGUGUCAAGGAUGCCCUUUCGCUUUCAGGGUUUUCUGACCAGUAAGGGGAAGAUGAAAUACUGGAUCGGGCUGAGACAGAGAGGACUCACAUGGGGAUGGGUCAACAACACUGUGCUUGGAGAGAGGUGAUUUUAAGAAAUGGACAAAGUCACAAAGCAACAGGAUGAUGUGUUUCAGCAUAUUUUACGUUUUUUUUUUUGUUUGUUUGUUUGUUUUUUGUAGCCCUUUAAUGCCUGACACCACAAAAUAUGGCCAGAAAAUUCAAUUUUUUUUAAGCUGAAAUGUUUACUUGACUUACUAAAAACAAAAAACAAAAAAACUAAAUGUCCUUAAAAUUAAACACAUUUAUUUAUUUUUCUCGUUUGAUAGAUUGACAUCCCCAUUAGAUGUUUUUGGAAACUGAUAAACUACAAGAGGACAUUUUUUUAUCAUUUAUCAGACUGUAUUCAGGUGUUUUUUGUUUUUUUGUUUUUUUUAGUAAUUUGUUGAUCAUAUUGAUUUGAUAGAAGUAUAUAAAAGAAUAUAUCAAAUAUGAUACAAAAGGCAUUAAAGGGUUAAUGACCUUGUCCAUGCUCUCUUUUCCCCUUCAUUUAUAUCAGCACAGUUCUUCAAGUAUCAAAUUUAAUGUCUAUUUCUAAGUUUCCUCUGAAGGUUCCUGGCAGCACAGACACAUACGAUAUUUGCUCCUCAUGCAACUCCACUGUUCGCAGAAAGAAGUCCAGCUGUAUGAUGCCUUGUUAAAAACCUCUCUAACCUCAGAGCACAUUAAACUUACUGGUAAAAUCUCAGAAUUGCUCAUUUAUAGUCCUCUUCAACACGGCAUGAUGUUAAGUGUGUAAAUUAUGGUCCAGCUAAGAAUAAAAUGAGGACUAAAGUGAGGCAGUCUCUUUGGUGCUCUAAAAGGUGCUACUUUGUGGUUUCUGCUAUUCGGUCAAUUUUAACAACAAAUGUUAAGUCCCUGUUUGUAUAUACAGACACUUAAAUGACUCAGCUGUACUUUUUAGCAAGGAUAAUUUAUAUAAACCUUAUUUUCAAACAUCCUCUUUUGGUGUCUUAGUCAAGAUGAGUUAACCAUGCACCUUGCUGAACUAGCGCUAGCAUUAGCUGCUAUUAUUUGUUAGCACCAUGUGCCUCUUGAGUGCUCACCCCUCAGCUGUGGUGGUGGCAGCAUAAAAACCAAAGGGUGAUGUUACAGUGGCUUUAUUAUCUUGUUUGUACAGUGUAUGCAUACUAAAACAUUUUCUCCUCCUUUGUUUGCAGUUAUUGGGCAGAUGUUACCUCAAAUGGUGACUGUGGGAUCCUCAGCAGUGACGGUCCAGCUGAGAGGAACUGGAUCAAAGCGUCCUGUCAAUCUUCCUCCUACUUCAUCUGUCAGCUGAAAUCCUAA
This is a messenger RNA of Xyrichtys novacula (pearly razorfish), 11092 nucleotides long. The record is from the annotation of a GenBank genome assembly. Lineage: Eukaryota; Metazoa; Chordata; Actinopteri; Labriformes; Labridae.